UCUUCUGAUUCAAGACGACCAACGAAGAACCUCUUCCCAAGAAAGUUCGACUGAGUGAAACAGACUUCAAAGUUAUGGCAAGAGAUGAGUUAAUUCUAAGAUGGAAACAAUAUGAAGCAUAUGUACAAGCUUUGGAGGGCAAGUACACAGAUCUUAAACUCUAAUGAUGUAACUGGCCUAAGAGAGUCUGAAGAAAAACUAAAGCAACAACAGCAGGAGUCUGCACGCAGGGAAAACAUCCUUGUAAUGCGACUAGCAACCAAGGAACAAGAGAUGCAAGAGUGUACUACUCAAAUCCGGUACCUCAAGCAAGUCCAGCAGCCGAGCGUUGCCCAACUGAGAUCAACAAUGGUAGACCCAGCAAUCAACUUGUUUUUCCUAAAAAUGAAAGGUGAACUGGAACAGACUAAAGACAAACUGGAACAAGACCAAAAUGAACUGAGUGCCUGGAAUUUUACGCCUGAUAAGUAAACAAAUCAUCCUCCCCAGUUCAGACUUCCCUGAC
Molecule: messenger RNA, 505 nt
Organism: Gorilla gorilla gorilla (western lowland gorilla)
Lineage: Eukaryota; Metazoa; Chordata; Mammalia; Primates; Hominidae
Product: pre-mRNA-splicing regulator WTAP-like
Exons: 1
Coding region: 112-471 (119 amino acids)
Biological process (GO): mRNA modification; regulation of alternative mRNA splicing, via spliceosome
Cellular component (GO): nucleus
Source: RefSeq, a predicted model, not a curated record